Messenger RNA from Emiliania huxleyi CCMP1516, 686 nucleotides. RefSeq lists its product as hypothetical. Bases 42 to 665 code for a protein of 207 amino acids. Gene Ontology annotation, cellular component: SMN-Sm protein complex; U2 snRNP; precatalytic spliceosome. The record is from RefSeq and is a predicted model, not a curated record. Gene Ontology annotation, biological process: RNA processing; spliceosomal snRNP assembly. Gene Ontology annotation, molecular function: RNA binding. Lineage: Eukaryota; Haptophyta; Isochrysidales; Noelaerhabdaceae. The transcript is spliced from 4 exons.
AGAGACAGGCUGCAGCCGCGCGAGCAGCUUCACGCGCCGCCAUGAAGCUCGUCCGCUUCCUCAUGAAGCUCUCCAACGAGACGGUCACCAUCGAGCUCAAAAACGGCACGAUCGUCAGCGGCACAGUGGCGGGCGUCGACGUCUCGAUGAACACGCACUUGAAGCAUGUCAAAAUGACGCUCAAGGGGCGCAACCCGGUGAGCCUGGACACGCUGUCGAUCCGCGGCUCCAACGUGCGCUAUUUCAUCCUUCCCGACUCACUCAACCUCGACACGCUUCUCGUCGACGACACGCCGAAGCUCGUGCAAAAGGGCUGCGGGUCGUGCUGGCGGCGGCAUUCUGAGGGCGGAGGCGGCUUCGCGGGGGGGGGCUUGGAGGCUGGAGGCUUCGGAGGGAGGAGGCCGCUGGCGGCGGUGGUGGUUGGGGCGGUGGUGGCUGGGGCGGUGGCGGCGCUGCGCUGGGGCGCUGGCUGCGAGGGGUUGCUGCGCUCCCGCGCCCUAACCCUUGCCGCCGCUGGUCCGCUGCAGCUGGAGGGUGGCCCUCUGGCUCUGCCCUCUUGGGAUCCCCCAAUCAUGGCUCCUUUUGCGCCGCGCCAGCCACAGCAUGCGGAAGCUGUGGACAGUAGAGAGCGAAUCUCUCGGGUUACGUGUUUUUCAUGCUUGUAGCGAACAAAUCUACACCAUCUU